AUGGAUCCCUUCUCCGGCGAAGGCGAACUUCUCAACAUAACCACGGCAUUCUACACGCACGCCUACCAAACCGUUCUCGACUACGACACCUCAGCGCUAUCGACAGAGAACCAAAAGACGGCCCAACUCCUAAAAUAUCGCGCCCAAAUCGCGCUGGGACAAGCAUCAUAUGUCCUCUCCUCUCCGCUCAAGACCGCCAAAGAUGCCGCAUCUAAAUCAAUACUCGCCCUAGCCCAACAACAACAAGACCCCUCUUCCACUUCCGCCGUCCAAACCGCCCUCUCCCUCGCCGAAUCCGACGGCGAAGACCCUACCGUACAAAUCUGCGCCGGCACCGUCCUCGCCGCGGCAGGCGAAUACGCCAAAGCAAUUGAGCUACUUUCCAAACACCAGGGGAACCUCGAAGCCGUCGCGCUACUAGUACAAAUCCACCUGCUCCAAAACCGCACCGACCUCGCAGUCAAAGAAGUGAGCGCGGCCAAACGAUGGGCCCAGGACUCGCUGCUCAUUAACCUGGCCGAGUCGUGGACGAAUAUCCGCGAGGGCGGGAGCGAAAAGUACCAGUCGGCAUUUUAUGUGUACGAAGAACUGGCAAACACCCCUGGAACCACGUCGCCCACCGCCCUCGUGGGCCAGGCCGUCGCGGAACUGCAUCUGGGUCGUCAUGAAGAGGCCGAGGCCGCAUUGCAGCAGGCCAUGAACCUUGAAAACGCGGAUGUCCAGGCCAUUGCGAACAGUGUUGUUUUGGCUAGUGUCAUGGGCAAGAAGACUGAUGUUGUUCAGGGUCUGUUGCAGCAGUUACAGCAGAAGGAUGAUCAACAUCCCCUGAUUAAGGAUCUUGCUGAAAAGAGCGCCGCGUUUGAUGCGGCCGCUGCAAAGUAUGCUCCCAAGGUUGCGGCUGCUUGA
Molecule: messenger RNA, 906 nt
Organism: Exophiala dermatitidis NIH/UT8656
Lineage: Eukaryota; Fungi; Ascomycota; Eurotiomycetes; Chaetothyriales; Herpotrichiellaceae
Exons: 2
Coding region: 1-906 (301 amino acids)
Biological process (GO): intra-Golgi vesicle-mediated transport; endoplasmic reticulum to Golgi vesicle-mediated transport; retrograde vesicle-mediated transport, Golgi to endoplasmic reticulum
Cellular component (GO): COPI vesicle coat
Molecular function (GO): protein binding; structural molecule activity
Source: RefSeq, a predicted model, not a curated record